AUGGAAAUCCCGGUGUUCGCACCGGCUGAGCUGACCAGCAGACCGGCCAUCACAUGGGGCCAGACGGAGGAGACCAUCACUCUGUCGGUGCCAUUGCCACCAGCGUCAAGGCCAUGCGUCAGCUUCAAGCCUCGGCGGGUGGUCAUAACUACCAAGCCCUCGGCGGCCUCGGCCUGUGGUGAGAGGACUGAUGCUCCCGCAGAAGAACCGCUAUUGGACACUGAGCUCUUUGGCGAGGUGUCCACGCAGGAUUGGACCUGCAAAUGGAGCAACAUCUUGACGAGGGCUGGAUGCAUUGCACGGCAGGAGAGCUUUUGGAGCUUCGGCGAUGGAGUCCUUGUCGUUGAGUUGGCGAAAAAAGCGUGUGAAGGCAAUAUGCCAUGGUGGCCCUCGGCUGUGCCCAAUGGGCAGCAAGGCCCUUCGAAAGCUGGAGGGCCAGCUCUGCAGAAGCUGGAUGCCAAAAUCGGCGAGCAAGUCGUGAAACCCGUGGAUUUCGAAGGCAGAAGCCGCUUUCGAUGGUGA
This is a messenger RNA of Symbiodinium natans, 522 nucleotides long. The record is from the annotation of a GenBank genome assembly. Lineage: Eukaryota; Dinophyceae; Suessiales; Symbiodiniaceae.